AGGGCGUAUCACACAUCAUGACAUUUUCUACUACUAAUCUAGGGAAAUGAGCCAUUUUCCUUACUUGUUCUGGGAAAUUCAGAUGCAUUUCUAUGUUCCUUGGAUGAAGCACACAUCAACUUUUAAAUUAUUCCCUCAGUGUUUUGAUUCCUAGCUGGCUGGCCCUGGCCUCCAGAGAAUUGAUUUUCUUAGUCACAAUCCAUGAUACUAGUUAGCUCAUUGUUACAUCACAGAAGGAACUGAUAUAUGCCAAAAUAUAGAAGACAAAGCUUUCUGUUGUAGAUGGGGGAAGAGGCACCUCUACCCCCUCUAUAGUUCCUGACUACACCAAAACUGUCACCAGCAACUGCCAUAUUAUUUUAAAAGCGAAGAAAUGGAACCUGCAAAUUACACCAGGGUGACAGAAUUUGUUCUCACUGGCCUAUCCCAGACUCGAGAGGUACAACUAGUCCUAUUUGUUAUAUUUCUAUCCUUCUAUCUGUUCAUACUUCCAGGAAAUAUUCUUAUUAUUUGUGCCAUCAGACUUGACCCUCAUUUGACCUCACCCAUGUACUUCCUGUUGGCUAAUCUGGCCUUCCUUGACAUUUGGUACUCCUCCAUCACAGCCCCUAAAAUGUUCGUAGACUUCUUUGUGGAAAGGAAGAGAAUUUCCUUUGGUGGGUGCAUUGCACAGCUCUUCUUCUUGCACUUCAUUGGGGCCUCCGAGAUGUUCCUGCUCACAGUAAUGGCCUUUGACCGCUAUGCUGCUAUCUGCCGCCCUCUCCACUAUGCUACUAUCAUGAAUCGACGUCUCUGCUGUAUCCUGGUGGCUCUCUCCUGGUUGGGGGGCUUUAUUCAUUCUAUAAUACAAGUGGCUUUCAUUGUUCGACUUCCCUUCUGUGAGCCCAGUGAGUUAGACAGUUACUUCUGUGACAUCACGCAGGUAGUCCGGAUUGCCUGUGGCAAUACCUUCCCAGAGGAGUUAGUGAUGAUUUUUAGUAGUGGUCUGAUCUCUGUGGUAUGUUUCAUUGCUCUCCUAAUGUCCUAUGCCUUCCUCCUGGCCAUGCUGAAGAAACACUCAGGUUCAGGGGAGAGUACCAGCCGGGCCAUGUCCACCUGCUAUUCCCACAUCACCAUUGUGGUGUUUAUGUUUGGGCCAUCCAUCUACAUUUAUGCUCACCCAUUUGACUCUUUUUCCCUAGAUAAGGUGGUGUCUGUGUUCCAUACUGUGAUAUUCCCUUUACUUAAUCCCGUUAUCUACACCUUGCGAAAUAAGGAAGUAAAGACGGCCAUGAGGAAGUUGGUCAACAGAUAUAUGUUAUGCAGAGAGAAGUGA
Callorhinus ursinus (northern fur seal) is the source of this 1315-nucleotide messenger RNA. Its product is annotated as olfactory receptor 4M1. Gene Ontology annotation, molecular function: olfactory receptor activity; G protein-coupled receptor activity. Gene Ontology annotation, biological process: G protein-coupled receptor signaling pathway. The record is from RefSeq and is a predicted model, not a curated record. NCBI's taxonomy places the organism in Eukaryota, Metazoa, Chordata, Mammalia, Carnivora, Otariidae. Gene Ontology annotation, cellular component: membrane.